CUACCAGCGAGUUCUUAUCUUGCCAAUGAAGCAUAUGUGUUAUCCCGAAAAAUAGCAAGCCUGCGAAGUACAGCGAAGUACAGUACUGCACAUAGUAGUUCUGUGCAAUGCUUGAUUGGGGUAACCCCAAUCGACUCAGUCGCUACUUGAUAACGAUGAUGAGGGGCUGUGAGGGGAAGUCUUCAUACCCGGCCAACUUGGCCUAGGGGAAACGACCAUCUUACAUUCGACUCCUUUGGAAUCAUUCUGUCGUAUCUAACCCUACUGCUUACUUCUAUUCGACCAACCAACAUGGCUUCACUGAAUGACGAAAAGCUCUUACAUGACAUCCGCCCGAAGGUGUUAACCCAACCACUACACAACAGCAUCCCUCCGGAGCUGCUGUCGCGAUUUGACCCGAUCUUUGUUGAGAACCAUAACAAAUAUAACGCGGGAAGGCUUCAUACCCAUGAGGUUCCCAUUGAGGAGUUCCGUCGCAAUCCAGCCAAAUAUGCCAUCAGCUAUGGCCGUGCGAGCGGUCCAAACAUCUACCGCAUCUCUGAACAGAAAUGCCCCGUCCAAGGGGGAGAGAUAAGAGUACGCAUCUUCGAACCUGAAACCGUGGUCGACGAGCAUGGUAAGAUCCAGAAGAGGGCGGCUUAUAUCAAUUUCCACGGCGGUGGGUGGGUGUUCGGUGACCUAUCGAAGGAUCACGACUUCUGUAAGAGAGUCGUCGACGGGCUGGAAGGGCAGCUGGUGGCCUUUGAUGUCGACUACAGACUAGCCCCAGAGCAUCAAUACCCAGCACCGGUGGAUGAUUGCUGGACAGCGAUCAACUGGGUCCGGUCAAGGGCCGAGGAGUUCAAUAUCGACCUCGAUCGAAUGGCGGUCGGAGGCAUGUCAGCAGGUGGACAUUUGGCAGCCGUCAUGGCUCAUCUCUGCCGUGACGCCCGCAUUCCCUUGCGACUGCAGGUGCUGAAUGUACCGGUGUGCGAUCUACACAGUCCGUUCAAGCCAGAUGGCACGUUCGAUCGGGAUGGCUGCCCAUAUGAGUCGUACAAAGAGAUGGAGUUUACGGUGCCUCUGCCAGUAGCGCGCAUGUCCUACUUUCACAGACAUUUUCUGGGGGUCCCGAGGCCAGCCACAUCAGAGGAGGACUGGAAAAUCUCCCCCAUCUUGGCUCCCAAUUUUGCUGGGCUGGCGCCUGCAUUGGUCUUCACUGCUGAAAUGGAUCCUCUGCGGGAUGAAGGUGAAGUUUAUGCUGCCAAGCUGAAAGCUGCAGGAUGUUCGGUGGAGUUGAUGCAGAUGAAGGGUGCACCCCAUACCUUCGCUCUGCUAGACGGGAUACUAGAAUCGGGGCGGGUGUAUAAUGAGAAAGUGAUUGAAGGACUGAAGGCGGUCGUCGCGAUCAACUAGGAGUGCUGCCGCUGCGUCAUGCAUAUUCGGUAGAAUGGAUGGCGGUGUAGGAGAAAUGCGGAGAGAAUCUGAGGAUCAUGGUUUAUCCGGGUGGUCUUAUUUCCAUACAUUACACCGUACUGCUGCAUCACGCACCAAGAACCGGGACCAAAACAAACUGCCGCCUGUAAUGACGG
Molecule: messenger RNA, 1571 nt
Organism: Aspergillus fijiensis CBS 313.89
Lineage: Eukaryota; Fungi; Ascomycota; Eurotiomycetes; Eurotiales; Aspergillaceae
Product: alpha/beta hydrolase
Exons: 3
Coding region: 292-1395 (367 amino acids)
Molecular function (GO): hydrolase activity
Source: RefSeq, a predicted model, not a curated record